Messenger RNA from Paramormyrops kingsleyae, 1416 nucleotides. It is a transcript of the gene cdkn2d, whose product is annotated as cyclin-dependent kinase inhibitor 2D (p19, inhibits CDK4). NCBI's taxonomy places the organism in Eukaryota, Metazoa, Chordata, Actinopteri, Osteoglossiformes, Mormyridae. The record is from RefSeq and is a predicted model, not a curated record. Gene Ontology annotation, molecular function: protein binding. Gene Ontology annotation, cellular component: nucleus.
AUGAUUGGGGGAGAGGUUACGACCGUGUUUUUAGAAAGACUACUGGAUGAAAUACUACUUUGGAUGUCAGCGCGCAAAUUAAAGUACUCGCCUUGGUUUUUAAAAACAAGAUAUUUUGUGGUGAUUUGUUUGAAAAUUUUAUUUUGAGUGUAAAAAGAGUAGAACACAGAGGAAGGCAAGUAACAGGUGAACGCCCAGUGAAGCGGACACAGUACUAGAAAGGGUAGAAAAGUUCCCGACGAUGGUUCUAAGUGAACAAAAUGCCGGCAAUGAUCUGACUGCGGCCGCCGCGAGGGGACACCUGUCCGAAGUACGGAGAUUGCUGGAGGAACAUCGCAUACAUCCAGACACUGUCAAUGAGUUUGACAAGACCGCCCUACAGGUAAUGAUGAUGGGCAACACGAGUAUCGCCUGCCUUCUGCUUGAACACGGAGCAAAUGCCAAUGUCCAGGACCGCCAUGGGGUGACACCGGCUCACGACGCGGCCCGAAGCGGCUUCGUGGACACGCUCCGCGUGCUGGUGGAGUUCGGUGCGUCUGUCAACGUGGCCGACUCUUCCGGGGCACUGCCCAUUCACGUGGCCGUGCGCGAGGGCCACGACGACGUGGUGGAAUUCCUGGCCCCGCGGUCUAACCUGAGCCACUGCGACACGACGGGGCACCGCGCGCUAGACUUGGCGCGGGCCACGUGCUCCACCGGUGUGGUGAAGUUGCUGGAGCGUCAUAUGGAGUCUGCCCUGGCUGUUCGGUCUAGCCAUAGCCAAUAGCCUUCUUAUUGAGAUUUUUAAUACAGCCGAAUCCCUAGAUAAAAUACUAAUGCAUUUAUCAUAUACAUGGGUUUUGUUGACAUUUUCACAUUUGUAGUUAGACAUGUGCCGAAUAUGAGUGUAGAAGAAAACAUUUUUGCACAAAUCACACCACCGCUAAUGCUGAAUGUAAUAUCGUUAUGAAAUAUGAGACAUCUUGUCUCGGCAAUUCAGUUUGCAGUACGCAUUUGUAAAUGAAACGCCUAUUUAUCAGCUUACCAAAUGAAAAAGAUUAAUGUAUUGAACUUCUAUCCCAUUUCACACUAAUGUAUGUUGUCAUUAACAUUGUUUUAUUAGCUCAGGUCUGAUACUUUCUGCAACGAUUUUAAAUGUGUAGUGUAUUCUAAAGCCAUAUACUGGAAUUCGUUCAAGUUUUGCACUGAACAUAUUUUCCCACUUGUUUAUCGAUUGUACAUAAUCUUUACAGAAUUUACGUCUAUUUAUUGUAAGGUUUGCGAAUCAUUGUAUAUAACGUUUAAUGUAGAUAAUUUUAAAAGUUAUAGAAUAUCAUUUCAAAAUGUAAAGAAUCCCAGUGUAUACACCUUUUUAAAUAUUCUUAAGAUUGGAUAAAAUAUUUGAUCAAAAUAUACUAUGAUUGAUUAUCCUUGCUA